AUGAACGGCGCGUUUGGGUGUCUAGCGCUGGUCAACUUUGCGGUAGUGCCCGCGACGUACUGGGGCGUCCACGACACCAAGCGUGAGCCGCAGCCGUUGCGGCCGUACUUGCUGCAAUUCUGGAAACUUGUGCAGAAACGAGCGGUGUGGCAGGUGAUGCUGUACAGCUUCUUGUCGUCGUUGCUCGGGUCCAACCUCACCACAACCGCGGCGCCGUACGUUAAGUACCACUGGGCCAAGGUCGAAUCAAUCAACAACGCCGUGAUCGGGGUACUCGGGCACUUGAUUCUCGCAGUGGUGCUGGCUGCCACUGGUCGCUACGGUACGCAGUGGAACUGGCGGGUUGUGAUUGUGGUCACGACGCUGCUUGGCACGGCCAUCGAUGCCGUCGUGCAGUUUCUCACCAUCUAUGGCGUCGUGCGCAACCAGUGGUUCUACCUGGGCGUGCCCCUCACGGAGCAACUCCCCGCGGGUAUCAACUGGGCUGUGAAUGUGUUUGUGAUCGUCGAGUUAGCCGAAGACGGGCACGAAGGCAUCGUGUACGGCCUACUCACGACUGUGGGCAACCUCCCUGGCAUCUUUGGAUCGGUAUUGACCAACAUUUACUGCGCACAAUUCGACGUGUCGUCGUCCGACAUUCAGCAAGAUUCGAUGCACGUCCGCCACCAAGUCGCGUACACGUACCUUGUCACAUAUGGCACGACCGUCCUCAGCUGCUUGUGCGUUGUGAUGUUUCCGUCGCAAAAGGCGGCGGUCGCGACGCUCAAAGCGACGGGGGGCAGCUACCCCCUCGUGGGAGGCGCCGUCCUCGUCGUGUCGUUUUCAGUGCUCGUGCUCUCGAUCGUUGCGAGCUUGCUGUCCAUGUUUGAAUCCACGGCGUGUCUCCGCGUGGCUGGCGGGGCCGGCUGUUCGACGUGAUAACGACGUUUGAUAGUGUUGUGGUGUUGGUAUGAUAUAUUUGGAAUCCAAGUUGAC
Molecule: messenger RNA, 975 nt
Organism: Aphanomyces astaci
Lineage: Eukaryota; Oomycota; Saprolegniomycetes; Saprolegniales; Verrucalvaceae
Exons: 1
Coding region: 1-918 (305 amino acids)
Source: RefSeq, a predicted model, not a curated record